This is a messenger RNA of Acanthochromis polyacanthus (spiny chromis), 2915 nucleotides long. It is a transcript of the gene bbc3, whose product is annotated as BCL2 binding component 3. Lineage: Eukaryota; Metazoa; Chordata; Actinopteri; Pomacentridae. Bases 373 to 1029 code for a protein of 218 amino acids. The record is from RefSeq and is a predicted model, not a curated record. The transcript is spliced from 4 exons.
UUGACCGGGAUGCUUAAAGGAGAGCGGCGGCGCUCAGAGCGAACAUCCCGCAGAGACAGCAGCUCGAGCAGACUGCUCUUCGCUCCCUCCACCGUUGCAUCUCAUCGGCUCCGCGUCGACACUCGUGUUUUGAUGGGUUAACCUGCGACGGAGAACCGAGCGAACAUCCGACCGAGACAAUCCGAGCCCGGGACGCCCGACAUGGAAUGACACCUCCGAGGGGAGACACUUCUCUGUCGUGGGGCUCCGCCGGUUCGCAUCCACGGCUCGUCUUUGGCACCUUCCACUGUCUGAUGUCCACCUGUUACUCUGAGCUCCACACCUGCAGACAGACUCACCACGGAGCCGCACACACUCGCAGCUACUACUGAGAUGGCCCGUGCAGAGACCAUGGAGACCGUCGGGGAAACUGGAGGAGCAGCAAACGGACCUCUUCCCGGCCACAACACCUGCCGCAUGGAGCUGCCUCACUCCCUGCAUGCCUGCGUUGGCGCCAUGCACCUCCAUCACAAUCACCACCCUCUGCACACUUUACAGGCCCUCUACGUGUCGUACCCGCUGCCUUACCCCGACCCGCAGGGCCAGGACCAGCCCCAGACUCACCAGCAGUUACCCCCGUUAUCGCCGUCAGCAACGCCGCCUCCUCCAUCAUCACCGCUCUGCAGCCGGAGGGACGAGAGGAGCCGAGGCACCGUUGGACCUAGCGACCUCUCAGGAGAGCAGCCAGACUCGGACAGAGAGGAGCACCUGCAGGCCUCCAGCCGACAGGGACCCCUGCCUGACCUGCUGCCCCAAAACGAGCACCCGUCCUGGGCCUCGCAGCAGCACCGGGCCCCCAGGGGAGAGGCGGUGCAGGAGCUGGAGCUCAGGAGAGUGGCCAACCAGCUGAGGGCGAUCGGAGACGAAUUCAACACCACGAGCCUGCGCAGAGCGCACGUCGCCCCCCACUGGCAGAACUGGAGGGACGCCUGCCGAGGACUGCUCAACUUCAUCACCCAGACCCUCAGCACUCUCUACAGGCUGACGUAGGCCUGGAAGACGCCGGUUAGGACUUCUAUUUUCUUACUUCCUGGACUCGACUGGCUGCUGCGCUUGUUCGUUUGACACUGGAGGGGAAAAUUUGCUCAAACGAAGGACUUUGGGAGGACGUUCGCAGCCGGAAACCGGACUGCAGCUCGUCCCUCAGUCAGUCUGCUGGUACAGACUGCAGCUGAUGGACCGUCAGUCGCCUGUACAUUCUGUAAAGUUGUUUCCAUCUCGGGGGUUCGGCUUGUCAUGUAGCAGGCGGUGUGUUUGCAUGGACCUGGGUCAGACUGAAAUCGAUCCAACAAGAGGGUCUUAACCACUUGGAGAACAGAAAUAAGACAGUUCAGCCAACGUUUUGGUCCAAAUUUGAUGGUUUCGACCCUCGUCUGGACGUGCGCCGUCACGUCUUUACCCCCAUCGUUGUCGCAAAACUGUGAAACUGGACGCCGUGGUUGCAUCGCAGGGAAACGCCGGGUGUUAUUCCACUACGGAGCAAAAACCUCUCUCCCCUACUGCUUAAUUUCAUCGUACAACGUGCCUUUCUGCUUGGCUUCAAUCUCCAAAACCAGGACAAUCAGCCUCUUUAAAGUGCUUUUUGUUUUGCUGCCGCUUUCACUCAAACAGUUUGAGGCCGUUUCAGAACAGGAACAGCUUCUAAUCCUCAGCCAAACAUUCAUCCGGGUCCUGCUGAGUCGAUAGUGUUCCUAGUUAAUCGACUGUAAAUAUCGUUUUCUGGAAGAUGAUUCUCUUUCACCGAAGCGUCUGGGAGGAGUUUGUGUAUUUCUGAGCGGCCGUCGGCAACAGUAGUCUGAAUUUAAAUCCAGUGGAUUUGAGAAGGUAUUUCCGUGAGUUGAAUGAAAAAAAAAGAAAAAAGAUUUGGAUCCUUUUGAUUGUCGGAAAAAGUAUUUGAUGAUGUUUGUAAAAAUGAUGCCCUUCGGUUGUUGCGAUUCUUUUCAUCGUAGUUUAAAAUUGCUCGUAUGAAGGGCGUAAUUUAUUUGGGACAGUAGCCUAUCUGUAGCUUUGUUUGUUUUUUCAUUUUUUAUAUGUAAAUGUAUUUAUUUGUUCUUACAUUCCUGAUCAGAAUUAUGAUUUACGUCGUUAUUUGAGUUGUAAACUGUUCGAAGACACUGAAAAGCGGAAUUUGGGAGAUUUGCUAACGUAAAAACGGACUACUUUCAAACGGUACGAUUUUUUUUAGAAGCUAUUCAAGUGUUUGCCGCCUUUUUUGGCCAUAAAGCAGCAAACCGUUAAUGAUUUAAGUGUUACAGAAGCAGAAAGUGAAAGCGAUGUGUUGCCGUUUGACAUGUUUAUCGAAUGAGAAGGAAAAUUAUCCCUUUUUUUAAAGCACAAAGAAACUAAAACCAGGUGUCCAUAAGUGUUCAUUGACAGCUUAAAAUGACUGAACUGAAAUUUUUCUUUAAUUGUAAAUUUAAUUCUAAAGCUUUUUGGUUCCGCUGGUGCUAAAAUUGAGAUUUAUGUACUGUAACGUACUUUGGCUUGAUGGACUUUUUCAGCUUUUAUUUCAGGAAAUCUUUCAGGUUUUUGUUUUUUUGCCGUUUACAUGAUCUCACUCAGCCUCAGCAACGCUGUUUUUGGUUCUUUUUUUCAGCCCAGGGCCUUGUUUUUGGAUGUAUAAAGUCAUAACGAAGCUGAACAAACAGCGCUAGCAUGGCAGACUCGUGUGUUCGUAGUAUCUAGCAGAGCUUUUAGCCUCAGCGCUGGCGGUCGGUUGCUUCUCCUCGUCGGAGGUCCUGGUUCAGCGCUCGCCUCGGUGUCAGUCACAUGCAGUGUAUAUUUUGGCCGUUUUUCAACUUUUUUCUAUUGUAAAAUUUCUACAAGAAUUUUGUACUUUUUUCUUUUUUUAUACAAUAAAGAUAAGGAUGAAUAUA